UGCUGGUCGAUGACACCUCUGGUUGAGGUCGCAAUCUGCGUUAAUGUGUCUCUAUGCACUUGUUCACCUCGGGAUGCAGCCUCUUCUUUGAGCGCAUAGGUUGAAAUGAGUUUUCGCAGCGCGACACUAAACCCGAUCACCUCACAGCAUCUGCAUCUUUUACUCGUUAUUGUUCCCUUCUCCACUUUUGAGUGAAGAUGAUCCGCAUUCAUAACCCUCACCACGUACCUUUUCUACUCCAGACAGAGCAGCUUCGCCAAGCAGGGACCCUUUGUGACACUCUUCUCACUGUGGAGGGCCUUUCGUUUAAAGCACAUGCUCUUGUACUAGCUUUGGCUAGCAAACGACUCAAACGUCAGUUAACGAAUCAACAUGGUCCUGGUCCAGGGUACAGCUGUGCUAUAGAUAGCAUCUCUCCCCAUACAUUUAAACAGAUCCUGGACUAUGUGUACAGCGAAUCGGUGGAGGUGCCCAAAGAUGACUUGGAGGAGCUGUUAAGGGGUGCUCAGUACCUGGAAGUUGAGUCUUUGGUGGAGCAGUGUGAAUCACAAAUUUGGGGCCCAGAGUCCCCAGACAAAGUGGACGGAAAAGGGGUCAAAAAUAACACACGGAAACUCAUUUUACUCAAAGAUGACAAAAUGCACGAAGACUCUCAGAUGUCAAAAAGAAGCCCCCUUUUGGAUGAAGACCUCAAUGAUUGUUCUGUAGAAGAAGAAAUUUCUCCUACCAAUAAAGUUCCAAGAAUUCCUAAGAGCUCACCCCAUAUCCCUAGUUCUCCACCUCCACAGAAGAAAAGCUGCUCUCCUGUGUCUCUUCUGCCACUUAUAUCCUCCAGAGAAACCAAUAUCUCCUCUUGCAUUCCAGCUCCCUCCUCUCGUCUCUGUUUGCCCCCUUUCAGCGCAUCUCGAAGUAUGUUGUUCAACUGUAGAGAAAUCAUGAACUUUCACUCUCUCCGAGCUUCCCAGCACAUGUUGGCCUACCCCUACCCCACACCCAUGUACCCCAUCCUCCAUCGGUCACUCCAGCCCCAGCUGUCCUCUUCACUUAUGGGUUAUACAGGGUUGCUUCACCCCUAUCAUCCGCUCAUACACUCUCCAACACUGACUCAGGACAGUUCUUUUAUUUGUGGUCUAAGACCGAAAAAUGCCUCUACCAAAGCAGCUUUAAAAGGAUCCGGCCCAGAUGAUCAAGAGAGGAAGCCAAAGGUACAAGAGGAGAGGGAGAUAUGCUGCAGACACUGUGGUAAGCCGGCCCUGGAAAACACCUGGAGGACGGCGACUGGGUCGUCACCAUCAGGUUCGGAAGUGAUGACUUUCAGGUGUACGUUUUGUGGACGAGGUGGACGGGAAAGGCGAUCUCUGCGUUCGCUCAGAAGGGGUCUUGGAGAGAAACCUUACCAGUGUAAACAGUGUAGCAAGAGGUUCAGCCUUAAACACCAGCUGGACACACACCACCGAGUACACACAGGCGAGAAGCCAUUUGAGUGUAGACUGUGUGGCCAACGUUCUCGUGAUUAUUCGGCUAUGAUUAAGCACUUGCGUACACAUGGCGGCGCCACACCCUACCAGUGCACCCUGUGUCUGGAGUUUUGUAGCAGUCUAGCAACCAUGCAGAAGCACCUGAAGAAUCACCCCUCCCAAGACUUCCCACCAGACUGGAGUCUGAGCAGCACAUAUCUGUACAACAGCCACACCUGAUGGUGGCAUCUGCUUUCAGCUGCCUGUAGAGCCACUGGACAUUUGGGUCCAGUGGCUUUUUCAACAAAAUGUGUUGAAAAUGUAUUUAAAAUUUUAAUAAUAUUUUUAUUUUUGGUAUACAUUUUAUGAAUCUAAUUGUUAUGUUUUAUUAUUUA
Molecule: messenger RNA, 1852 nt
Organism: Xyrauchen texanus (razorback sucker)
Lineage: Eukaryota; Metazoa; Chordata; Actinopteri; Cypriniformes; Catostomidae
Gene: zbtb32
Product: zinc finger and BTB domain containing 32
Exons: 5
Coding region: 198-1697 (499 amino acids)
Biological process (GO): regulation of transcription by RNA polymerase II
Cellular component (GO): nucleus
Molecular function (GO): DNA-binding transcription factor activity, RNA polymerase II-specific; protein binding; RNA polymerase II cis-regulatory region sequence-specific DNA binding
Source: RefSeq, a predicted model, not a curated record